AGUCCCCGCGCCGAGGCUGCGCCGCGAGCUGCCCGCGCCGCGCCCCCCGCGCCGCCCGCCAGCCCCGCUGCGACAUGGCCCGCGCCGCCCGCCGGAGGCCCGCGACCCCGGAGCGCGGCGCGGCCGGCCGCUGAGCGCAGCCUGGAGGCGGGAGGCCCGGCCCGGCCUCGGAGCGAGCGCCCGCGCGGCCUGGCCCCCUCCCUUGCGCUGCUCCCCGCGCUCCGUGCGCCUAGCCGCCGCCGCGGCCCGGCCCAGCCAGAGCAUGGAGACGGCGGAGAAGGAGUGCGGCGCCCUGGGCGGGCUCUUCCAGGCCAUAGUCAACGACAUGAAGCCAAUUUGCAAGGAACUUUGGGAUGAGACAGAAGGAAGUGGGCCCAGAUCAUAGCAAGAGGUUCAAGCCAGACAUCGGGCAUGAUUUGCUGACAUGUGGAGGCAAAACAGGAGAGGCUUCACCUGGGAUGAUGCCAAGGACAGAUUCGCCCCUACCUAUGACACAGAGCUCCUACCCUAUCUGGGAGGACUUCAACUCCAAGGCCACGAAGCUGCAUUCCCAGCUGAGGACCACCGUGCUGGCUGCUGUGGCCUUCCUGGAUGCCUUCCAGAAAGUGGCUGACAUGGCUACCAACACCCGAGGGGCCACGAGGGACAUCGGCUCGGCGCUCACACGCAUGUGCAUGCGCCACCGCAGCAUCGAGACCAAGCUGCGGCAGUUCACCAACGCACUGCUGGAGAGCCUCAUCAACCCGCUGCAGGAGCGCAUCGAGGACUGGAAGAAGGCGGCCAACCAGCUGGACAAGGACCACGCGAAAGAGUACAAACGAGCCCGGCAUGAGAUCAAAAAGAAGUCGUCGGACACGCUGAAGCUGCAGAAGAAGGCGCGCAAAGAGCUACUUGGGAAAGGAGACCUGCAGCCCCAGCUGGACAGUGCCCUGCAGGACGUCAACGACAUGUACCUGCUGCUGGAGGAGACGGAGAAGCAGGCCGUGCGCCGGGCGCUGAUCGAGGAGCGGGGCCGCUUCUGCACCUUCAUCACCUUCCUGCAGCCUGUGGUGAAUGGAGAGCUGACCAUGCUGGGAGAGAUCACCCACCUGCAGGGCAUCAUCGACGACUUGGUGGUGCUGACAGCAGAACCCCACAAACUGCCUCCCGCCAGCGAGCAGGUAAUCAAAGACCUAAAGGGCUCGGACUACAGCUGGUCCUACCAGACCCCACCCUCAUCACCCAGCAGCUCCAGCUCCCGGAAGUCCAGCAUGUGCAGUGCCCCCAGCAGCAGUAGCAGUGCCAAGGGUGGCGGAGCCCCAUGGCCUGGGGGUGCCCAAACAUACUCACCCAGUUCCACCUGUCGCUACCGCAGCCUGGCGCAGCCAGCCACCACCACCGCUCGCCUCUCCAGCGUUUCCUCCCAUGACUCUGGCUUCGUCUCCCAGGACGCCACCUACUCCAAGCCCCCCUCGCCUAUGCCUUCAGACAUCACCAGCCAGUUGUUUAGGAGUGGGGGGCCUCGCAGAACACCUAGUCCAGCCCACUGCCCAGAGCAGAAGUCCUCCAGCUCUGCAUCUUCCGAGGCCUCGGAAACCUGCCAGUCCGUUAGCGAGUGCAGCUCCCCCACCUCGGACUGGUCCAAGGUCGGCUCCCAUGAGCAGCCCUCAGGCGCCACUCUGCAGCGGAGGAAGGACCGAGUGGAGCUCCUGCGAGACACAGAGCCAGGCCCUGCCAGUGGGGGCACCCUGGGCCCCAGCGGGGAAGAGGCACCGCGACCCCGGAUGUCCCCUGCCACCAUCGCAGCCAAGCACGGUGAGGAGGUGUCCCCCGCCGCCAGUGACCUGGCCAUGGUGCUGACGCGGGGCCUGAGCCUGGAGCACCAGAAGAGCAGCCGGGACUCGCUGCAGUACUCCAGCGGCUACAGCACGCAGACCACCACGCCCUCCUGCUCUGAGGACACCAUCCCCUCCCAAGGCUCCGACUACGACUGCUACUCCGUGAAUGGGGAUGCGGACAGCGAGGGCCCGCCCGAGUUUGACAAGUCAUCCACCAUCCCGCGCAACAGCAACAUCGCCCAGAACUACCGCCGCCUGAUCCAGACCAAGCGCCCAGCCUCCACUGCUGGGCUGCCCACCGCGGGGCUGCCCACGGCCACUGGCCUGCCCUCGGGCGCACCCCCCGGCGUGGCCACCAUCCGCCGCACACCCUCCACCAAGCCCACCGUGCGCCGCGCCCUGUCCAGCGCUGGCCCCAUCCCCAUCCGGCCGCCCAUCGUCCCUGUGAAGACGCCCACGGUGCCUGACUCCCCCGGCUACAUGGGGCCCACACGGGCGGGCAGUGAGGAGUGCGUCUUCUAUACCGACGAGACCGCCUCACCCCUGGCACCGGACCUCGCCAAGGCCUCCCCAAAGAGGCUCAGCCUGCCCAACACAGCCUGGGGCAGCCCAUCCCCAGAGGCAGCCGGGUACCCCGGGGCAGGGGCCGAGGACGAGCAGCAGCAGCUGGCGGCCAACCGGCACAGCCUGGUGGAGAAGCUGGGGGAGCUGGUGGCGGGUGCCCACGCACUGGGUGAGGGCCAGUUCCCCUUCCCCACUGCUCUGUCGGCCACCCCCACGGAGGAGACGCCCACCCCACCCCCAGCCGCCACCAGCGACCCCCCGGCCGAAGACAUGCUGGUGGCCAUCCGGCGUGGGGUCCGGCUCCGCAGGACCGUCACCAACGACAGGUCGGCGCCCCGCAUCUUAUGAUGGCGCCACCCUCCCCAUCCUCUCAGGCCCCAGUGCGAGCAGGUGGCCUGGUCUGUGAGCCGCAGGCACUCAGAGCAAAGGCCCAGCCAGGAGAGAGGACAGAGCCAGGGCAGAGGCCAUGCCACUUUAUGGAAAGACACCUCACUUGGAUUCCAGCAUUUAAACAGGAAGUGACUUCUUAGCAAGCCUGGCCAGGACGGAGCCUGCAGGCCUGGGCCUGGUUCGGGGUCUGUUUUAUGCUCUUCGGUCCCUCCUCUUCCUCCUCUGGGGCCCUGCCUCUUCCCUACCCAUAAGCACCAGAGCCAGGGCCGCUGCCCAUGACAGAGGGGCCAGGCUGGCCUCCCUUUCACCAUCCCGGCCUCUCCCAGGGCUGGUCCUGCCUCAGCUCCUCCUGGAAUGCUGGCCCCCCUCUCCCCUGCCUGAGCCCCCUCCUCCCCUCUUGCCUUCUCUCUGCCUCUCCCAGGCCCCUCUCCCUCCAGGAGGCGGGGCGGCUGUGGAGGGGCCAGGUGCACGCUGGGCUGGAUGUCUGCUGGGGGCUGGGGGCCAGGGCGGCAGGUUGGAGUUGGGCGGCCAGGCCCCCCGUGUGGGAAGGGAGUUCCAGGGCCCACGCCAAGUCUCAGGGAGGAAACCAGGGGCUGCUUGGGGGGGGGGGUCUUGGGGGCCCUGUGGUGGCUCCCACCCCUCGCCUCCCCCACCCCGUGAGGCUGGCUGGAGGGGGCCAGAGCAGCUCUUUGGAAACUAGGGCAGCAGGGUUAGGAGGCCGGAGGCCCUGGGGUCACCGGCCAGCCACACAGGCACCGUUUUCAGAUGUCCACUUCUCAUUGGGUACAUCAAUCUUUUAACUUUGGGGGUCACAGUUUUAGCCACCUUUCGGGGGGUGACUGGAGCAGUAGGAGGUGUGGGGUCAUUUUAUGAAUAUAAUAAAAUGGAGCUGACUGUGGACGAGGACUAAGUGUGGGGGAGAGGGGACGAUACAGGGUGUGUGUCUGGGAGUGCCUGGGGGACAGGGACCCCCCGGUGGUCCUAUGGCAGGAUGAGAAGGGAGGGACUUGGCUCCCCCAGAGCCCGGUGGAAGCUACUGUUCUCUCCAGUGUCUCGAGCGUAGCCAAAAUAAGGUUGGGAGGCUCCCGGCCUGUCUGCUGUGGUCUGAGCUGGCUGCAAGCCCAGGUGGGGGAGCGAGUCUGGGAAGAUUGGCUUUGACUCUCUGUUGCCGGAGGAGAUGCCAUCCCAGCACGGCCCCCACUGUAGUCCAGGCUCGUGGUGGCAGCGGGGGCAAGGGGAGGGGCAAGGCUGCCCCCACCCCACGCACCAAGUCACGCCAAGUCUCAGCAGGUAAAAGCACGUGAGCCUAGGGCGAGCGGAGGGAGUCCUGGUGGCCCCGCAGGUCAGGAGGGAAAGCAGGGCUCAGAGGGCAUCGUGGCCCCAGGGCAGGGUCCUACCUGGGGGUCAGGAGCACCUUGGUCUUGAUGAUUGAUUGAUUGAUUGAUAGAAUGGAGCUGGGUCUGAGCCUCCCAGGCUUGAGCUCCUGGGAGUUCUUGUGCGGUGAGCUGGGCAGCUCCUGGGUAGGUCCGGGCACCAAGCAGGCCCUGAUGUGGACAGAGUCCCAUCAGAGGGAGCUGAUGAAGAAUGGUCCCUGUAAGUAAGUCACUAGGUUCAACAACUGCCUGGCCGAGCACUCAGCCCGUGGAGCUCAGGCCAACACCAGAGCCCCGGUUUUAGGGGCCAGGAGAGCAGGUGACCAAUUAUUUGGGGAGUCUUGGGUAGAAUUUCCGCCACACAUUCUCCCCAGGGCUGCAGGGGUCUUCCGAGGCAGGGCGGUGGAGCAGGAUUCAGGAUGUGGUGGGAAUAGAGUGAGGGGCAGUGGGUGGGCAGACCUGGGCGUCAGAGGUCCUGAUGGGAAAGGAGGCAGGGGCUACCCAGAGAGGGGGGCUCGUGUGGCACAGCCCCCACCGACUCCGCCGUCCCCCUCCCCUGUGAGCCCCGGGGGCUGUACAUACUCUACUCCAUCCCCUUGUCCAUCCCUGAGACCACCCCCGCCGCCCUUGCGUCGACUUAGCAACCACCUCAUAGGCCCACCCACCUCGGGAUCCGAGCCAACCAUCCCACAUCACAAACUUUGGUUUGGGGGACUUUACGUUCGUUUAAUUUCUCAUUUUGUACGGAGAAAUAUUCUUUUCAAAAGCGUCUUUUGACUGAAGUAACUUUCCUGGUGCUGUUGUUAACUCGUUCCUUUUUUUAAUUUAUUCCCCCACCCCAGGCAGCCCUCCUGGUUCCUACUCACCCUCCCCCCCUCCCCCACCCUCCGUCCCAUCUGAACCAUUUGUUUCUUUUCUUUCCGUCAGAUUUUGGAAAAAUUCUCCUCUCCUCCCCGCCCCCUCCACACCAUCCUCCCCGAUUUAAAUAUAGUCACUGCUACAAGUAACAGAUGCACUGUGAAGAUUCCAGUAUUAAUAAAGGUGUACUGUAAUUAACA
Messenger RNA from Homo sapiens (human), 5202 nucleotides. RefSeq names its product MTSS I-BAR domain containing 2 (gene MTSS2). Bases 354 to 2729 code for a protein of 791 amino acids. Gene Ontology annotation, cellular component: lamellipodium; plasma membrane; ruffle. The record is from RefSeq and is a predicted model, not a curated record. Gene Ontology annotation, biological process: plasma membrane organization. NCBI's taxonomy places the organism in Eukaryota, Metazoa, Chordata, Mammalia, Primates, Hominidae. The transcript has 17 exons. Gene Ontology annotation, molecular function: actin binding; small GTPase binding; phosphatidylinositol-4,5-bisphosphate binding.